Molecule: messenger RNA, 3728 nt
Organism: Brachypodium distachyon (stiff brome)
Lineage: Eukaryota; Viridiplantae; Streptophyta; Magnoliopsida; Poales; Poaceae
Product: kinesin-like protein KIN-14E
Exons: 20
Coding region: 129-3425 (1098 amino acids)
Biological process (GO): microtubule-based movement
Molecular function (GO): microtubule motor activity; ATP binding; microtubule binding
Source: RefSeq, a predicted model, not a curated record
GGUCCAAACACACACAAAAAAACGCGAGACCCAAAUCCAAAUCCAAAUCCGCCCCCGGAGAUAUCGCCGCAUUCCUCCCCUCUCCUCCUCCCGCAGCUCGCAGCAGCCAGCUCUCUCGCCCGGAUCCGAUGGAAGGUGGCGGCGGCGUAGGUGACGCGGGGGCGGGGGACGACCCCAUGGACUUCUCGUGGACGGCGGGCUGGGAGUCGACCGCCGCGGCCUGCCCCGACGGCGGCGAUGCGCCUGCGCCCGCGCCCUCACCGGCGCCGGCGCCGCCCCCCGUCCCGUCGCCGCAGGAGACGGCGGAGUCCAUGAUCCUGGUGGCCGGGCCGCGCGUGGCCGUGAUCGGGCUGAGGCAGGGCGACUGCCGCGCAGGUGAUGAUUGUGUUAUGUUCGUUAACGCCGGUGGAUGUGCAAUCGAGGGCGGCGAUCCCUCUGUCAAGUUUUCUGGUGACACUUUCUUUGAAGGGGGAGAUGGCAUAGAGACAUCUGAGAGCAUAGCUGAAGGUGGUGAUUAUCCAUUGCUGUACAGCUCAGCGCGAUACGGCGAUUUCAGCUAUAAAUUCGAUGGUCUCGCCCCAGGAGACUAUUAUAUUGAUCUGCAUUUUGCUGAGAUAGUACAUACUGAUGGGCCAAAAGGAAUCAGGUCAUUUGAUGUCUUCGUGCAAGAUGAGAAGAUUUUGUCUGAACUUGAUGUGUUUGCGGUCGUUGGAGGCAACAGGCCCCUUCAAGUGCUUGAUAUUGGGGCUACAGUUGAUAGCAAUGAUGCUAUUGUCAUCAAUUUCAGGGGAGUAAGAGGAAACCCCAUGGUUUGUGGCAUCUGUGUUCGAAAAGCCCCAUUAUUACCAGCAGCAAAGUCGGGUACAAAUGGGAGUAUAUUGUGCAAAAGAUGUGCAACCGACGUUGAGAUUUCACCUAUUCAGAAAAGGACAGCUAAAUUGAUGAAAAAGUAUGAGAAACAGAUUGAGGAGCUAACCAGCCAAUGCAAUAUGAAGUCCGAUGAAUGCUCUAUGGCGUGGUCUUUAGUAGAAUCUACCAAUCAAGAGCUUGAGAGACUUAAGAUAGAGCUUCACCAAAAGCUUGUGCAAAGCGAUAAUUUUGAACAAGUCCUCGGUACACAAACUGACCAACUAAGGAAUGUUUCUCAUAACUAUGAAAAUGACAAGAAAUUAUGGGCUGCUGCCAUAUCUAACUUGGAAAGCAAAAUCAAGGCCAUGAAACAAGAACAUGCAUUGCUAUCUCUUGAAGCACAUGAUUGUGCAAACUCGAUUCCUGAUUUGAGUAAGAUGAUUGGUGCUGUUCAAGGCCUAGUUGCACAGUGCGAGGAUUUGAAAAUGAAGUACAAUGAAGAGAUGGCCAAGAGAAAGAAACUUCAUAAUAUUGUCCAGGAGACGAAAGGCAAUAUCAGGGUUUUCUGUCGAUGCCGUCCCUUAAGCAAAGCUGAGACAUCAUCAGGUUACAAAUGUGUAGUGGAUUUUGAUGGAGCAAAUGAUGGUGACAUCGGGAUUAUAAAUGGUGGACCAUCAAAAAAGACAUUCAAGUUUGACAGAGUCUAUACACCCAAGGAUGAUCAAGCUGAGGUGUACACCGAUGCAUCUCCACUUGUUACGUCAGUUUUAGAUGGAUACAAUGUAUGCAUAUUUGCAUAUGGACAAACAGGAACUGGGAAAACCUUCACCAUGGAAGGGACGGAAAGGAACAGAGGAGUAAACUACAGAACUCUGGAAGAGUUGUUCAGAAUCGCAGAGGAGAGGAAAGAAUCUGUCACAUACAGCAUAUCUGUCAGUGUGCUUGAGGUUUACAAUGAGCAAAUCAGAGACCUGCUUGCAACAUCCCCGUCAUCUAAGAAAUUGGAAAUCAAACAAGCAGGUGAAGGAUCUCAUCAUGUGCCUGGCAUAGUUGAGGCGAAAGUCGAGAGCAUAGAUGAAGUUUGGGAUGUCUUACAAACAGGAAGCAAUGCAAGGGCUGUAGGGUCAAAUAAUGUGAAUGAGCACAGCAGUCGCUCACACUGCCUGCUUUGCAUCAUGGUGAGAGCGAAGAACCUGGUUAAUGGAGACUGUACAAGAAGUAAGCUCUGGCUAGUAGAUUUGGCUGGAAGUGAGCGCUUAGGUAAGACUGAUGCGCAAGGUGACCGGCUUAAGGAAGCACAAAAUAUUAAUAAGUCGCUUUCUGCUCUUGGCGAUGUUAUUUCAGCUCUUGCUUCCAGAAGCAGCCACAUUCCCUACAGGAAUUCCAAGUUGACACACUUGCUCCAGGAUUCUUUAGGUGGGGACUCGAAAGCAUUAAUGUUUGUGCAAAUUAGCCCAUCUGACAAUGAUGUGUCGGAAACUUUGAGUUCAUUGAACUUUGCUAGCCGUGUUCGUGGUAUAGAAUUGGGUCCAGCAAAAAAACAGGUUGACACUGUUGAACUUCAGAAAGUCAAACAGAUGCUUGAAAGAUCUAAGCAGGAAGUCAGACUUAAGGAUGAUUCUUUGAGAAAGCUUGAAGAAAACUGCCAAAAUUUAGAGCACAAAGCAAAAGGAAAAGAGCACCUUUACAAAAAUUUGCAAGAAAAGGUAAAAGAGCUUGAAAGCCAGCUAGAUUCUAAGACACAUUCUCAAAUUACAUCUGAGAAGCAGCAUUAUCAGCUUUCUGGAAAGCUUAAGGACAAAGAAGAGAUGUGCACUGCCCUUCAGCAGAAGAUAGUGGAGCUGGAGCGCAAACUUCGACAGCAGCACCAAUCAGACUCUGAGGUUGCAAUUCUUAAGCAAACGAUUGAAGAGCUGGAGCUCAAGCUAAAGGAACAGGAACAACAAAGAGCAGUUGCAGAGUCAAAGGCAAGGGAAAUAGGACAAGAACUGUUAGAAGCACAGAAAACAGAAUCAAUGCUUCAGAACAAGCUACUAGAUGUUGAGAAGAACUUGCAAGAGAGGACAACACUCCAACUCACAAACACGACGCUUGAUUCCUCCAAUUCUGCAAUAAUGGUUGCUACUACCCCUGGAACUACAACGGCACAACCUAUAGUACGAGAGGAGGCAAUGAGCGAGAAGGAUCAUCAUCGCAUCCUGAGAAGUUCAGAUUCUGCUAACAAGCGAGUCGCCAGCAAUCCUUCCCUUCCCCCUGCACCCCCGGAGGUUGUCAACGAGAAGAAGAGGAAAGGAGAAGCGAGGAACACGGUGUCGAUUGGCGGGGAUGAACAGGAGAACAACAACCCAGCUGCUGUCAGCCAGAACGCUGCAAGGAAGAGGAGCCUGCAGGGCGAACCGCGGUCGAAGAGGACGUCGACCGAGCCUCAGACGAAGGCCCUAAUGAGGCCAACGGCGGCAGCAGCCUCUCGGGCGGCCAGCGCUGCUGCCGCACAGAAGACGGUUCCUGGCUCGAGAGCCAGCAGGCCGCAGCAGCCGGCAACAGGCGGCAACAAGACCAGAGGCUGGGUCAGGUAGACGUGCGUGCCUGAGACUUGAGAGGCCGAUCAGUCGAUCAGUGCAUGUGUCUGGUGUUGUCCGUGUUGUAGUAGACGCCACUGUUACUGACUGACUGCAGUAUGAAUAUGGACUCUGUCUGACUUGUAGGUCGGCGGUGUUACGGCGUCGUUUGUUGUACUUUGAUGCAAAAAAAGGCUCAACUCUUAGCUGAGCCGUGCUGCAGACAUCCUGCGGUUGAAUCAUGACACGUGAUUGUAUCCUAACAUUGCUGUGUAAUGACCUAUUAUUGCCAGGGAUCGAUUGCAGUUGCAGAGUUGGCUA